Messenger RNA from Coffea arabica (coffee), 1668 nucleotides. The record is from RefSeq and is a predicted model, not a curated record. NCBI's taxonomy places the organism in Eukaryota, Viridiplantae, Streptophyta, Magnoliopsida, Gentianales, Rubiaceae.
AUGUCUCAAAGUGUUGGAACUAUUAAUACUCCUUUUGACAUGGGACAUCUCAUUGAGGCUUUGAAUCAAUUGAACAAAAGGUUUGAUGCACUGGAGGAUAAGGUGGAGCAAUCAACCCUAGGCAAGAAUGCCUCCAAGAGACAACCAUACGUGGAGGAGUUAGGUGAUUCGAACAAUGAGGAGGACAUGGCAGAUGAAAACCGAUUCCGGAAUUAUAAACGCAUCCCUAAUCAAGGGGAUGAUGAACUAAAGGGAAUCAAGCUCAAAAUUCCUACCUUCCCAGGCAAGUCAGACCCUGAAGCAUAUCUGGAAUGGGAGAGGAAGAUUGAGAUGCUUUUUGACUGCAACCACUACUCAGAGUCCCAAAAAGUGAAGUUGGCAACCCUUGAGUUCACUGAAUACGCAGCCGUUUGGUGGGAUCAGAUUCGCACCAGACAAAUGAGACAUGAAGAACCACUCAUUCGCACUUGGGAAGAACUCAAAAGGAUCAUGAGGAAGCGCUUCAUACCAGCGUAUUACCACAGGGAUUUGCACCAUAAAUUGCAAACUCUCGCCCAAGGUAGUAUGACAGUUGAGGAUUACUUCAAGGAGAUGGAGAUGGCCAUGCUGCGGGCUGAUGUUCGGGAGGAUAUAGAAGCAACCAUGGCACGUUUCUUAAGAGGACUACACGCUGAAAUUGCAGAUGUUGUGGAGCUCCAACAUUAUCUUGACAUGGAUGAAUUAUUGGACAAAGCUAUCAAGGUGGAAAGGAGGCUCAAGAGGAGGGGUAUCCCCCACCAAAGCUCCAACGUCCAAUCUGGAAAUGGGAGACCUCAGCAGUAUAAAGGCGAGAUUACCCACACGAGUAAGCAAAAGUCAGCCAAGGCAAGUGGGGUUUCGAAUGGGGCAUGGGUGCCUGGUUCGUCAUCUUCAAAACUGACCCAAAGGGCCGAAUUUAAGGCUGAUCUAGGGGCAUCUAAACCUAGAAACCGCGACACUAAGUGCUUUAAGUGUCAAGGUUUCGGUCACAUCGCGUCCCAAUGCCCAAAUCGAAGGGCCAUGCUCAUGCUACCAAGUGGGGAAGUGCUAACGGAUGAGGAGGAUGAGUAUGAAGGCAUGCCACCAUUGGUUGAGGAAGAAGAGAUAGUUGCCCCUGACCAACCAGUUGGACUAGGCCUUGUUACAAGGUUGGCAUUGAGUACUCAACGCCCAAAUGAAGAAGAGCAGCGUACCAACAUCUUCUAUACCCGAUGCCUAGUUAACGGUAAAGUGUGUAGCUUGAUUAUUGACGGAGAAAGUUGUACCAAUGUCGCUAGUGCCUUAUUUGUCAAGAAGUUGUACCUACCUGUCCAAGAUCACCCUACACCAUAUAAGCUUCAAUGGUUUAGUGAUUGCGGCGAAGUGCGAGUGUCUAAGCAGGUUUCCGUGAAGUUUAACAUUGGGAGAUAUGAGGAUGAGUUGGUGUGUGACGUGGUUCCUAUGCAAGCUGCCCAUCUUAUUCUUGGAAGGCCUUGGCAAUUUGAUCGCGAGGUUACUUAUGAAGGUCAUUCCAACAAAUACUCGUUCAUGCAUAAAGGGACGAGGAUCAUACUUGUUCCACUCUCACCUACGCAAGUUCGAGAGGACCAAAAUGUUUUACAAAGGGAAUGGGAGUUGGAUGGAUUGGAAGGCAAGGAGAAGAAAGGGUGA